Messenger RNA from Pristis pectinata (smalltooth sawfish), 8068 nucleotides. RefSeq names its product insulin receptor substrate 1-B-like. Lineage: Eukaryota; Metazoa; Chordata; Chondrichthyes; Rhinopristiformes; Pristidae. Gene Ontology annotation, molecular function: phosphatidylinositol 3-kinase binding; insulin receptor binding. Gene Ontology annotation, biological process: insulin receptor signaling pathway. The transcript has 3 exons. The coding region runs from base 360 to 3005 and encodes 881 amino acids. The record is from RefSeq and is a predicted model, not a curated record. Gene Ontology annotation, cellular component: plasma membrane; cytosol.
UAAAAAAAAAUCCACAUGCACCGAAAUAUAGUGUGUAUGUAUAAAUUAGCAAAAGGAGCCGGACUGGUCAGAGGCGCUUCAGAAUAACACAGCGAACAGGAGCGGGGGCAGAUCGCUCGGGGAGGUGGCGAGGGACACCGAUUAUUUGGCAAGGGCGAAAAAGAAAAUAUUGCAAAGUUUUAUUUGCAGCACAGGGGGGUGUGUGCAAAAAGAAUUAUUUGCGAAGGGGAGAAGAAGCAGCAGCCAACAGCGAAGAAUGUGAAGGAAAAAACCUGAACACACACACACACACACACACACACACGGCGGGACAAGGACUAAGGACUUGAUUCUUUUUGCAUUAUAUUUUAUUUGUUGCAAUGGCGAACCCUGCGGAGGAUUGCAUCGACGCCGACGUGAGGAAGUGCGGGAACCUCCGCAAGUCCAAGAGCCUGCACCGCAGGUACUUCGUGCUGCGGGCGGCCAGCGAGCGCGGCGCUGCCCGGCUCGAGUACUACGAGAGCGAGAAGAAGUUCCGGUGCGGGAGCGCGGGCCCGAAGCGCGCGCUCCCGCUGCACCGCUGCCUGAACGUGAACAAGCGCGCGGACGCGCGCAGCAAGUACCUGCUGGCGCUCUACACCCGCGACGAGUGCCUCUCGGUGGCGGCCGACAGCCCGCAGGAGCAGGACAGCUGGUACCAGGCCAUCGUCGAGCUGCUCGCCCGAAGUAAAGCACAUGUGGAAAAUGGAGACUCCAACUACUCCAUGGCACCAGGCCCAGCUUUCAAGGAGGUCUGGCAGGUCAAUCUUCGCCCCCGGGGCCUGGGCCAGUCACGGAACAUGAGCGGCAUUUACCGGCUGUGCCUGACGGACAAGACCAUCAACCUGGUGAAGCUCAACUCCGACGCCGCGGCGGUGGUCCUGCAGCUGAUGAACAUCCGGCGCUGCGGCCACUCGGACAACUUCUUCUUCGUGGAGGUGGGCCGCUCGGCGGUCACUGGCCCCGGCGAGUUCUGGAUGCAGGUGGAUGACUCGGUGGUCGCCCAGAACAUGCACGAGACCAUCCUGGAAGCCAUGAAGGCCAUGAGCGAGGAUUUCCGGCUGAGGAGCAAGAGCCAGUCGUCCAGCUCCAACCCCAUCUCUGUGCCCACUAGGCGCUACCACCUGGCCAACCUCCCGCCCAGCCAGUUGGGCUUCUCCACCAGGAGGGGUGGCGCCACCUCGCCCGCCCAGCGCUGCAACUCAGCCAGGGCGCGGACCUCCAGCGACGGCAGCGGAGCCUCUUCCUCCUCCUCCUCCCGUCCUGCAUCGGCGGAUGACAUCCCGGCCAGCCCCUCCCCUGGCGCCGGGCUGGCCCCCUCCCGACAGGGGGUGACCAAGGCCCACCCGUCCCUGGGGGGCCAGUCCAGGUCUACCCCUGACCCCCCCUCCUCCCGGCGCUCCCCCUGCCCUGUGGGCCCGGCUCUCGGCCUGACCGCUGACCGUGGCUUCUCCUCCCCCUCCGCCUCCUCCUCUCCCCCAUCCUCAUCUGACGGUGAGGGGGAGUACGGCUCCAGCCCCGCCCGAUUCCCACUGGAGGGCCCGCCCCGGGACUACGUGGCGCUGUGCAGGCGGGCCCCGGUGGCUGAGGCGGGCGCCCAGCCUCGGAGGGUGCUGAGGCGGGCGUGCAGUCAGGGCGAGGAGGAGCUGGGCAAGCGGGCCUGGGCGGGCAAGGGGGGCUGGCGGACCUCCAGGACGCCCGAGCCGGCUGAGGGAGCCUGCAAGGAUGCCGUAGAUAAUGGGUACAUGGCCAUGCUGCCAGGGGUGGUGCCCAGUCAGGGUCAGGGAGGAGACUAUGUGACCAUGACCCCAAAGGGUGCCUCUGCUCCCCGGCAGAUCCUUGUCCCCCGGCCUGAAGACCACUGCGGAGGGGGUUACAUGCUCAUGUCGCCCAGCGGGAGCUGCUCCCCCGAGGACUGGUCCCAGACGGUCAGCCGCAAGUCAGGCGCGGGGGACGGAGUCAGCGACUACAUGAACAUGUCGCCUGGCAGCCGCUCAGCCUCCAGCACGCCCCCCGAGAGCCCCCGCGUCCUGCUGCCACCCCGGGCGGAGGAGGGCGAGUUGGCGGGUGCAUCCCGCUGCGGCUUCCGCUCGCUGCCCCGAUCCUACAAGCAGCCAGCGCCCGCCGGCUCCUCGGGCCAGCUCUCCUGCUCCUCUUCCUAUUCCACGGGCGGCAGCAGCGACAGCCUGGGGGAGGCGGAAGGGCGCCGCCCGUCCUCCAUGUCUCCCGCCAGCCAGCAGCCCCCCAGUCUGGGUCGGAAGGGGGGGUGCCGCCUGGCUGGUCUCUGCAUCGAUGUGGCCAAAGCGAACACUCUGCCCCGCCGCCAUGAAAGCCCGGAGCCCCAGAGCCCAGGAGAGUACGUCAGCAUCGAGUUCCGGGCUGAGACCCACAUCACCUGCACCUUGCCCAGGCCUGGCCCUGGAGCCGGCGCGUUCCCACGCCUGCCCGCACCAACCUCCGAGUACGUUAAUGUGCAACCCAGACAGGCGCCACCAGUGGAACGCGCUGUCGGCCUUUCUCCCAAAGGCGCCCCGGAGCCUGCCGGUGUGUCGGAACUGAGCCCCGACCCCCACCGAGGAGCCAGGGUGAUUCACGCCGACCCCCAGGGGAGACGACGCCACUGCUCUGAGACCUUCCUGCCCACAUGUCCCGCACCACCUCCCCCUGCGCUGUCCACCGACCAUGUGAGACGCUGUGGCUCGGCGUCCUUUGAGAAUGUCUGGCCAAUAGAAGGUGGCAGCGGUGGGAGUGCCACCGAGGAGGCAUGCAUGGGAAUGUCUCGCCACAUGUCGAUCGGCUUUGAGAAUGGCCUGAACUACAUCGAUUUGGAUCUGGGUACAGACAGCAGCCAUGUGGAACUGUCAACCUUGCAGCAGAGGCUUUACACACAAGCAAACAGCAGUCCCGUGUUAAACGCUUAUGCCAGCAUUGACUUUCACAAGUCCGAGGAAUUAAGAAGCCACAAAAUUAGCAAAGAAGAUUGCUGAUAAGAGGUACUCCUUCGCCUUCUGAAGUAUUGAGGAAAUGCUUUACAAUUGACCACCCGCCUACAACUCAUCGACUUAGGUUUACGACUGAGAAAGAAAUUCCAGUCCUUUCAAGCUACAGCCAACUCACCUCAGAAGCGGUUCCUCAGAAAUAAAUUAUUACUUUCAUUUUGCACAUAGAGAUGUUCUGCACCGUGGACAGACUCUUCAGCGCAUCCUUGGUGUGGUCCAAACUGCCGAUGAAACUUUGAGAGUUGGCUGGGAGUGAGGAGAAGCAUAAUGCCAAGCUGAUGUUCAGAGGGGCAAGUGGCCCAUCAACUGGACACAACCUGGUUUAGCCUUCUUUCUUGAUUCCUGAAUUAACUUCUCUUUGCCUGAUCGCAGGCUGACGUAGGAAUGUUGAGCGGCAAGUUGCAGAAAGAUUUGGCAUGGAAUCUACAUUUCCCAACAUCUGCUGCACUGCCAUGGCCUUGCCUGACUCAAGAACAAUGAUGUUUUGAUUGGUUUGAUGCGUUUAUUUAACAUUACUUAUUACAUCAUGGCCACACCCAGCUUAUAACGCCUUUCCUUUGAGAGGGAGCAGAUGUUAAGGCAAUCAGUUCAAACCUCCCUUCAUUUCCAUUGUCUCCCUCCCACACCCCAAAUCUGUAACCCAGUUAAGGAGAUCCAUUAGAUAUGCACAGUCAAAGUGUUGGCAUCUUUGGCGCCUUCUACAUCCGACUUUUCAGAACAAAGAUGGCCAUCUGCCUUGGCUGGACUGAGCCCAAGGCCAGUCUCAAACACCAGCUUGAACUUCACCAGCACAGUGGCUUAUCAAGCUACUGCCAUGUAGGUGUCAUAUAUCCCAUAUAUAGGUGUUGAAGUCUGAAAGUGUAAAAAGUGGCAGUGUUUUUUUUAAUGUAUUUGUGAGUUUUUCUGAACAUGUGGCAAGUUCUUGUGAUAACCAAAUAGGCCUUGAACCUUGGGUUGCCAAUUCUGGUUUUCCAUUUUCCUGGAGGUUUCAUAAGGACCUCCUGUCAUUCACCUGCCCCAUCCCCUCCUUGCAGUCUCACUAGUCUCGAGGUGGCUCCUUUCUGCACUGAUUGGACCAAGUCUUGAUUACCUAAUUGGAUGAUACUUGAUUAGAUGACAGACCAUUAUUAUCUCACUUCCCAAUAAUUUACAGUCAAUAAAUGUUCAGACAAUAAGUGAGAAAACAAAGAAUUUUGUUCAGUAGUCUACUUGUUUAAUUUCUGUUCUGCAUCUUCUGAAGAUUAAUCUUGACUCCACACUGAUUUUAGAGGGUUGUUAACCUUGUAUGAGCAUGUGUCACCAAUCCCCUGAUGUACCUGGGAGCCUACUUUGAUGUAUGUGCAAUUAAUCUACUAUUUACAAAUUGCAUUAAUGAUGAGUUCUAUACUCUAAUUAGAUUGAAACCAUAUGCCUCAGUGUGGACACCAUGGGCCUUGUUCAUUGGAGCUUGGCCACUGAUGGUUGGCCAACACAAUUCCAUUGGCUCCACCAUAACAGAAGUUUGAUCCUUUAUUUUCUGCUAUUUCUGCUUUUAGCUGUUCCUAUCUCAUGCUGUUAUUAUUUUAUUCUAUCUCGCUUACCAUCUCUAUAUGUCCUCUCUUCCUCUCACCACUUGUUUUUCUCUUAUUUCAUCCUCAUCAAUUUUCUUUCAUUCUUAUGUCUUGCCAUUCUCACAUUUUCUUUUCUCUGUUGUCCCUCUUUUAUGUACCAUUCUGGCUCCUUCCUCAUUGUUCCCUCUCUCUCGUUCGCUCCCUGUGGAUGCAGCUCCUUCUUUUGAAGCCCUGUCACCUCAGCACCCUGGUAGAAUUCACAACACAGUCAUCCCAAGUUCCUGGGACAGUCCCUAUUUUCACCUAGAUACUCCAUCCUAAUUAAUAUUCAAUCCCACACAUAUUCCAACCUGUCCACGGCCUCCUCCACUGCCAGAGUGAGGCCCAACAUAAUCUAGAAGAACAACAUUUUAUCUUCUGUCCAGGCACUUUGCAACCUUCUAGAAUAAACACUGAAUUUUCCAACAUUCAGAUGAACUGCUCUUUCAUCAUUUCCUAUUAUGAUACUCAUGUUCCUUUUCUUAAAAAUGCCUCAUUAACAGUCAGUACUCAUGCUCCUUAUCACCUGAAAUGUCUUAACCUAUCUCCAUGUGGUCUUUUGUCUUACACCUCCCUCCAGCUCUCCUUUGAAAACUGUAAAUCCUCCACUCUUUCCCCAAUUCUCUGACCUGAAAUGUCGACUGGUUUCUCUUUCCACAGAUGCUGCUUGACUGGCUGAGUUCUUCCGGCAUUUCUGGUUUUGUUUCACCCAUCCCUAGCCUACUCAAGCCCUCUCAGCUUUGUGCAAAUAUGGAAAAUGAUAAUUAACAGAAAUAUUAAUGAGGAAUUUAUAAAUACUAUGUAUAUUGUUUUAAUUAAGGUGAUUAUUUAUUAAUAAGGGUGAGGGAAGCUAGAAGCAGUCACUUUGUUUAGUCUCUUUUGGUAGCUGUGCUUAGUCUGUUCCCAGAUAUCAGCUUAUUCAUCCCUAACACACACACACUGCCCACUCAGAUACCAGUCCCUCAUUAUCUAUACACAUAACCUGUUUCAGUUUCAGUUUCAGGAACCAGCUCCUUCACCACCCAAACAUACGUCUGUACUACUCUUAGACCAAAAUCAAAGGCAGAACCUAUUCCACUCUCAGAUACCAAUUCUUGCAUCAUCCAUCACGCUUGUCCAAUUGUAAGGUAGCAUUUAUAUUAGUACCAUCUGUACCACGAUGGCAUGAACACAGUGGGCCGAAGAGCCUUUCUCUCUGCUGUAUGACUCUACAACUCCUCCAUCACUAACAUGUAGCCUGUCACACUCAGAUACUACCUCCUUUGACCCCACAUCCUCUAGGAUGCCAGCUGUUCCAUUCCUCACACAGCAUGGUCCCAUUCUCAGAUACCAACUCCAUCACCCUCUCAGCAGACUGGUUGUUGGCAUAAUUACCUCAUCUUUAUUAAGCUGGAAAGAGUGCGGAAAAGAUGCAUGAGGAUGUUACCGUUACUGGAGGGCUUGACUUAUGAGAAGAGGCUGGAUGGGCUGGGACUUUUUCCCUGGAGCGUAGGAGGCUGAGGCGUAACCUUAUGGAGGUAUGUAAAAUUAUGAGGGGCAUAGGUAAGGUAGAUGGUCGCAGUCUUCUUCCCAGGGUAGGAGAGUCUAAAACUGGAGGGCAUUGGUUUAAGGUGAGAGGGGAAAGAUUUAAAAGGGACCUGAGGGGUUCACACAGAGGGCGAUGGAUAUACGGAAGGAACUGUUAGGGGAAGUGAUAGGGGUGUCUACAACUACAAUGUUUAAAAGACAUUUAGGAUAGGUACAUAGAUAGGAAAGAUUUAGAGGGAUAUGGGCCAAACGCAGGUGGGUGGGACCAGCUCAGGUAGAUUACUUGGUCAGCAUUGAGGAGUUGGACCGAAGGGCCUGUUUCCAUGCUGUAUAAGUCUUCAACUGACCCUGCAUAUCGGACAGGUUAAUUUCUAUCUUCUUCUGGUUACUGAGCACUGGUUUAUGUGAAGCCUUUGUGAGAUGGGUCAGCCUCCAAAAGAAGAGGAAUGAGUGUAAUUGGGCGGCGUGGGCUCAUUGGGCCGGAAAAGCCUGUUACCGUGCUGUAUAAAGUUGAAAGUGUGUUAGUGAGUGGUGUGCUAACUGCUCAGAGUUUGGCAGAUGGUCCUAUGAAACUGUGCCUUCUUCACAGUUGCUUUGCAUUACACAAGAGCAGUAUGAUCGUAAUGUAUAUCUUUGGAGGGGAAAGGCUGACAUGAGCAAAGAUACCUAUGAGCAAUAGAUUACGUUAAGUGGUGUCUUUUAAUGCAUAUGGCCUCCAUAAAGAGAAACACCCAAGAUCAAUAUGUUACAGGCUGCAACUGGAAACAUGAGCUUGGUUGUCUUGACAGAUGUUUUAACCUUACCUCCAGUACCGGAGAAGCCAUAUAGCACCCUUCCACUCUUCCAAGGUUUUGAUCCCCAGGUCAAAAUCAGAAUCAUUACCAACACCUUAAAGAAAAGGUUUUAUCACAUGAUCCUCCUCACCAAUCCCCUCCCAAUAACCAAACUCCAUUCCUCCCUAUCCUUCCACCACCUGUGGCUCCACACGUCCACAUUGCAGAGCCUCAUCUUCCCAACACAUCCAUCAUUGCAGAAAUUCAGCUUUCAUUGGAUAGCGAACAGGCUACCGUCACCCCAUUCGAUGAUAGUUCACAGUCAAACUGCCAUUCUUUUGCUUAUCUUUGAUAUUUUUAUAAUCCAGAUAUUCUUGAUCAAAAUGUUGGAAUAUAAAUGUGCAUUUUUGUUAGCUUCACCCUGAGAUACUUCCCCAGGAUGUUGUAUGCAGAAGUAAUCCGGAGAUUAACCUACAAUUCUGGAGUCUUGACAGCAACCUAUCUCCCUCACACAGCCACUAAAUCACUUCAUGAAGAUGUUUUCCAAUACAAAUUCAGUGUUAGUUUCUCAAAACCCGUGCAAUUUGAAGCUUUGUUAGAACAUAGCAUAACCCCCAGUGUCUGAAUACCAUACAAUCCAAUAACCUAUCCACUGUGUUGUGAGACUGAGGAAGCAAAAAAUAAGCUUUUCUGAAGUGCCUAUCUGCAGGACACCGUCGUAUAUUUUCACAUUCUUUCACUUCAAUUCUUUCCUCAAUAUUCCAUCCUGUGAACUCUGAUGUACAAAGCAUUUAGGAUUCAUGUGGUGUGUGUGUAUUUUUUUAAAGAGGACUGCUUGCUUUUCUCUCUAACUCCAAUUUACUGUACAUAUGAUGCAUCAAUGAAGUAACUUUCUCUUGAUCCCCCCUGGAACCCAUUGAUUUUUACUGAUUGAAUGGAUUGUAAAGCAAAAUGUGCUUUCCUUUUUAUUGUACAUGUUUCUGAGUGAAAUAUAUAAUUUUUUUCUCUUCCAAUAAAUGCAUUUUAAUGUAUGGAAAGAAACAUGGAUUUAAGGCAGAUUACAUAAUGUGUCGAUGCUUGUAGCGAGAUUUCAUGUUUUCGCUCUUAAUUGAUAAUCUAGAUAUCGCUGAAGCAGAUUGACAAUAAAAGUUACCCUGUGUCA